Molecule: messenger RNA, 393 nt
Organism: Amoebophrya sp. A25
Lineage: Eukaryota; Dinophyceae; Syndiniales; Amoebophryaceae
Source: the annotation of a GenBank genome assembly
AUGGCGGAACAGUUACUGGUAUCGGCCGCAGCAGCUGGUCGCGGGCAGGGAAGUGGAACGGUGGGGGAUGGUAAUUAGCUAAACGGUGCACAGAGAUGGUGAUCACACGUCUACAAAGAAAAGUAUAGUUUAUUGCAUGCUUGCUACAGAUUUAGGAUUAAUUUCUCAGGUAGAAGGGUGCAGCUUCUACAGGAUUUUAUCGGUGUUAGUUGUACAACCGUGCAUCUUCUAUAUUAAUCACAGCCUCCUCAAUAAAAUACAUGACCAGGUCUCAUCGACCUGCAACGUGUUGGUGCUUGUCUGACUGGGGGCUUGUCUCUAGGGUUGCUUGGUGAUGUCGACGCCGGAUCCUUCGCCGGGUUUGAUUGGGAAAAUGGAGGAAACAAGUACCAG